AUGAUGUACAACCACAGCUAUCGAGACCUGAUCAAAACCCUGCCAGUCUCCCAGGCAGAUGUUGACUUUUUCACCAAGAUGCCUUUUGUCCAUCCCUAUUUAAACACCUCCGGUCCAUAUCAGCUGGUCCCUUUCAUUACGCGAUAUGAUAAGGGUGACUUGUCCGACAUGUUCUUCAACAAAACGAUCAACACAUAUGACACCGUCCCACGGGUACUAGCUUUCAUGCGGAAGCCAGAUUCUUUGCAAAGCCCAGUUCAUGAUGAUGAGGAUAUUGAUCCAUUGCAACGUCUGGGAGAGCCACAUUUCGUCGCAUUUUGUCAGCUUGAGUCCGGUGUGAAUGGUUAUAUCAACACUGCUCACGGAGGUCUCCUGGCAUCCUUGCUAGACGAGAUACUAGGCCUUUGCGCCGAGACAUACCGGAUAUUUGCCUCGGAUGAACAAGCGCCUUUGCUUACGGCCGAUCUUCAGGUGUCAUACCGUUCACCCGUGCCCACCCCUAGUGUAAUUAUGAUCAAAUCAUGGAUGAGACGGAAGGAGGGUAGAAAGUGGUUCCUUGAAGCAAGGAUUUUGGACGAAAAUGGUUUACUCAAAGCAGAGGCAAAGUCCUUGUAUACUAGGCCACGAUCUGCAAUAUAG
This is a messenger RNA of Penicillium argentinense, 639 nucleotides long. Its product is annotated as PaaI family thioesterase. The record is from RefSeq and is a predicted model, not a curated record. NCBI's taxonomy places the organism in Eukaryota, Fungi, Ascomycota, Eurotiomycetes, Eurotiales, Aspergillaceae. The transcript has a single exon. The coding region runs from base 1 to 639 and encodes 212 amino acids.